This is a messenger RNA of Coniosporium apollinis CBS 100218, 1641 nucleotides long. RefSeq lists its product as uncharacterized. The record is from RefSeq and is a predicted model, not a curated record. NCBI's taxonomy places the organism in Eukaryota, Fungi, Ascomycota, Dothideomycetes. The transcript has a single exon. Bases 1 to 1641 code for a protein of 546 amino acids.
AUGGACGUGGUUGCUCAACGGCUUGCUACUACCUCUUUCCGCUCUAGGUCUGCCGAUAUCAUAUCGGUAUUCCCGUCUUUCAGUCCAACAACCAGCAGCGUUGAUGUACCGGGACAGUGUAAUGUGUUCCUCUGCCUCGAACGAGAGCGCUUUGUAGAAUGGGUCAAGGAGUUCGAGAAGCUCAUCCAGACGGCCAGUCCCAAUAUCGUGCAUGAUCAGCUCAAUCAGAUUCUGGAAACAUUCACAAUCCUGCAGGAGCGUCUCCGGCAACUUGAGAUGACUGGCCAACCCCUCGACCCUUCCGUUGAAAGCAGGAUCCCCGCACUGGUCCAGGAAGUGUGUAACUUGAUUGAUUCCCUCCAAAUUAAACUUUCAAGCGACCAACAACAGACUGUGGAGCGAAGUUGGACCGACAUAGUCAUGGCGAUCGAUGACAUGAAUAUCCUGUACGCUAUUCGCUCAGCCGCUGCGCCAGCACGCUAUCGUUCAGUUGGCAUCAAAACAGCGAUGAAGUACAUGGCUAAGGCGAUAACAAAAGCACGCCGGUCAAGAACGUCGCAAAUGAUCGUCGAACGCGGAUUGGUGGAGGUAGAUCCAGAUUAUCCUGGGGCAACUAUGCGACGAUUCAAUUCCGAUGCGCUACGAAAUGUGGGCACUUACGAUGACAGAAGGGUAUUAAUCGAAUGGACGAGAUACGAUGCUGUCUGGAAAGGCAAAAUUGGUGAAGAGAUGUAUGCACGGCUGGAAGCACAAGCUAAAUUCCUGAAUUCUGACGAGACUCCGCGCGUCAAUCUACUCAAAGAGCGAGCGCUUGAAUGCUUGGGAUAUUUCCAUGAUGAGAGGUAUUAUCGUUUCGGAUUUGUCUACGCAAUUCCGGCGACCACAAUUGGUCUUGAUGAAGACAAGACAAUAUCUUAUACACUCUACAACUACAUCAGAGAUAGCCGACCUUCCCGAUCGAACGACUCACUUCAGAAAAUGCAACGACCCUUCCUAGGAGACUUGUUUACACUUGCAAAGGGUCUGGCUGGUUCCUUGAAUACUUUGCACGGGAUCGGCUGGCUACAUAAAGGUAUUUGUUCGGAGAACAUCCUGAUCUUCACUCCCGGGAACGCCAAUGCCCAUCAGCAUGUCUCAUGCGCUGUCCUCGCAGGAUCCUAUCAAAGUAGGCCUGAGGAAUCGGAGUACAGUGUAGGUACCGCAAGAGAGUUCGAGCUUUACGAGCACCCUUUGUACCGCAAUCGAGCGCAUGGGAACACCAAGUUUGCGUUUAAGAGAACGUUUAAUUUCUUCAGCCUCGGUAUUGUGCUUCUGGAGAUAGGUCUCUGGUGCAGCGUAUCGCAGAUUCUGUCCGACCAUACCGACUGCAGGAUGGAUGACAGUGGCACCGAGAGUGACGAGAACGACGAUGGGGAUAAGCCGACAAUGCCUAAUGCGGAAGACUGCAGGCAGAUGCUCCUUGAGAGCUACGUUCCUCAGCUGGGCGAGACAAUGGGGAAGGAGUAUAUGCUUGCUGUAAGGUUCUGUCUGGAUGCGGAAGCAAUUCUCGGCUCGCCCGGAAAUUAUAUCGAGGACCGCAAACUCUCAGCUCAUGAAUUCAAGAGCCAGGUUUUGGAUCACUUAGCCAUCUGCUCUGCAUGA